This is a messenger RNA of Bactrocera dorsalis (oriental fruit fly), 1436 nucleotides long. It is a transcript of the gene wupA, whose product is annotated as troponin I. The coding region runs from base 181 to 1002 and encodes 273 amino acids. The transcript is spliced from 11 exons. Gene Ontology annotation, cellular component: troponin complex. Gene Ontology annotation, biological process: muscle contraction. The record is from RefSeq and is a predicted model, not a curated record. NCBI's taxonomy places the organism in Eukaryota, Metazoa, Arthropoda, Insecta, Diptera, Tephritidae.
GCCAAGCCUACGCAAGAAAAAUGAUCUGGUGAGCGAAUUCCGAUCGAAAUAUAGUCUGCCGUGGAUCGUCGGACCGUUCAGUCUUUUUCCGUUCGAACAGUGUUCUCCGAUCUGUGAGGUUGCUCGCACACCUAUUUUUUAAUUCCUUUAAGUUACUAAAUCCAAAAACACAAAUCCAAAAUGGCUGAUGAUGAGAAGAAAGCAGCCGAUGCACCAGCAGCCGCACCAGCGCCCGCAGCAGCAGCGCCUGCACCGGCUGCAGCACCAGCAGCAGCAGCGGCACCAGCGGCCGCACCAGCCGCGGGAGCUGCCCCCGCUGCCGCACCAGCCGCAGGUGCUGCACCCGCAGCAGGCGCUGCACCAGCUGCCGCGGCCGCUCCCGCCAAGCCUGCCAAGCCACUUGAUCCCAAAGAGGAGGCAAAGAAGGCUAAACAGGCCGAGAUUGAGCGCAAGCGUGCUGAGGUGCGCAAGCGUAUGGAGGAAGCCUCCAAGGCUAAGAAGGCCAAGAAAGGUUUCAUGACACCAGAAAGGAAGAAGAAACUUAGGUUGUUGCUCCGUAAGAAAGCCGCUGAGGAGUUGAAGAAGGAACAGGAACGCAAAGCCGCCGAACGUAGACGCAUCAUUGAAGAGCGUUGCGGUAGCCCCAGAAAUCUCAGCGACGCCAGCGAAGGCGAAUUACAAGAGAUUUGUGAAGAGUAUUACGAGCGUAUGUAUAUAUGCGAAGGCCAGAAAUGGGAUCUGGAAUACGAAGUCAGGAAAAAAGACUGGGAGAUCAACGAUCUCAAUGCCCAAGUCAACGAUCUGCGUGGCAAGUUCGUGAAACCAGCCUUGAAGAAGGUCUCCAAAUAUGAAAACAAAUUCGCCAAGCUCCAAAAGAAGGCCGCCGAAUUCAACUUCCGUAAUCAACUUAAGGUUGUUAAGAAGAAGGAAUUCACAUUGGAGGAAGAAGAGAAGGAGAAAAAGAUAAAAGAUGCUCAAUUAAAGUCAACAGUCAAAAAGUAAAAAACCCGACUGGUCCAAGGGCAAACCCGGUGAUGCUAAGGAUCACGCCCCAGAAACACCAGCAUAAAAUCAUGAUGUACGAGCAAUUUGGCAACAUCGCAACGGGUGUUGUUUUUAGCAGAGAAGCAGCGCAGUUAGAACAAUACCAACAACAACAACAACAAAUAUUUUUAAAUAUAAAGUUAUAUGUUUAUUAAGUGAAAAGAAAAAAAACAAAAAAAAUACACAGAAACCCGAUUUUUAUUAUAAUUAUAUAUAACAGUAACAACAAAAGCAACACCACCUAGCAAAAUAUUGGCAACUGGCAACAGCAACGGGGGGAAAGCGGCACGAAUUCGGUAGAAGGCUUAAAAACAAGUGAUUUGCUUUGGAAGUAGACGCUCAGCACUAAACUGCAGCGCUGUCUACACUUACGCGCAAACAAUUAGCAUAAU